GAUUUCAGUGACUCCCACAGAAGUCAUGCAGGAAAACCAAGAAGAGCAUUUGUUACUUCACAUGAAGAACAAUAGAGAGCAGUCAUUGUGCUCUGUGUCUUUCAGGAGACGAGUUUAACCGGGCACUCUGAAUGAUGUUGUUGAAUAAGGACUCUUAACCUGAGGAUUUACGCUGUUUUCAACUGAGGAUUUCCUUUUCAUCUGACAACAAUGUCCCUCCCAGAGGAAGAUCUUACAUGCCCCAUAUGCUGUGACAUUUUCACAGACCCUGUUUUGCUGGCGUGUAGUCACAGCUUCUGCAGGAGCUGUCUGAAGCGCUGUUGGGACAACGGCUUACGUGAGUGUCCAGUGUGCAGAAAAAGAGCGUCCAAGUCCAGUGCCCCAUCUAAUUUGGCUCUGAAGAAUGUCUGUGAAGCUCUUCUGGAGGUCAGGAGGCAGAGCUCAAUAGUUGUGGAAGACCAGACAAGCUGUAGUCUGCAUGGAGAGAAGCUGAAACUAUUCUGUCUGGUUGACAAACAGCCCAUCUGUGUGGUGUGUCAGUCCUCUAAACUGCACAAAACUCAUGACUGUUCGCCUAUAGAAGAGGCAGCAGUGGACUGCAAGGAUGAACUGUCUCUAUCCCUCAAGAGCUUGCAGGACAAACUCAACAACCUCAAAAGAAUCCACACAACCUCUACCGACAUGUUUAAGUACAUCAAGACUCAGUCGCGUGAAACUCAAAAAAGGAUAAAAAGCCAGUUCGAGCAGCUCCAUCAAGUCCUCCAUGAAGAGGAGUCAGCCAGGAUAGCAGCUGUAAAAAAAGAAGAAGAGGAGAAGAUUGCAGGGAUGAAGGAUAAGAUGAAAGAACUGUCAGCAGAAGUGCUGAACCUCACAGAGAUCAUCUCAAUCAUACAGGACCAGCUGAAGGAAGAGGAAAUGGUCUUGUUGAAGAAUUUCAAAGACACUCAGGAGAGAGAGAAAAGUGUAUCGCUCGGUACAGACAACAUGUCCGGAAUACUGAUUGACGUGACUAAGCAUCUUGGCAACCUCAAAUACACAGUCUGGGAGAAAAUGCUGGACCAAAUAGAUUAUAUCCCAGUGACUUUGGACCCAAACACAGCCCACCCCUGCCUCAUCCUGUCCGACGAACUCACUUCCCUCCACUACUCAAAGCAGGCCAGCUGUUGCCCUGACAACCCAGAGCGCUUCCACAUCAGUGCUGAAGUGGUAGGCAUGGCCGCGCUGGGUUCAGGAAGCCACCACUGGGUCGUGGAAACAGGAAGUAAUCAGGACUGGCUGCUGGGCGUGGCCUCUCUGUCUGUACCAAGGAACACUGAGGUCUCUGCUCGGCCUGAGAACGGCUUCUGGACUUUGUGUUUCCGGGAUGGAGAGUUCAGAGCAAUGACCUCGCCGCCCACCACACUGACAGUUACAAAACCCCCCAAACAAGUCAAAGUGCAGCUGGAUUACAACAAAGGGACAGUAUCUUUUUGUGACCCGGCUGGUGACACACUGAUUUAUGCAUUUACAACAACAUUCACAGAAUCUUUACUUCCAUAUUUUUAUACACAGUGCAGUCACCCACUGAGGAUAAUGCCAGAAAAGGUUCUUAUCACAAUGCUGCGUCAAUAAGUAGAUUAAUGGUUUAUUCAUUAUUGAGAAAGCAGGAUUUUAAUUCUGUUUCAAUGCAAAAGAAGAAAAAAAAGUUAUUGGCAGGCUGUAAUAUUAAGUUUUCCCAUGUAACACAUACAAUGUAUUCUUGAUGCAAGUCAAAAAACAUUUUCACACUGUUUUGUUUUGUUUAUUCUUCCUCUUAAGAGAGUACUCUAACAUUUUUUGUGCACUUCUUCUGAAAGCUAAAUAAGAAGAUUGAUACAGCUAGCAUGUGUGAUGCUACUGCCAGAGUCAAGCUAGCUUAGCCGAUAGUAUGAAGAUAGAGCUAGCUAGCCUGGCAAGAAACUCUUCCUUCUAAGUUCACAUGUUUGUGUUUAAUAUGUGCUCAAACAGAAGUGUAACACCUUCAGAUGGAGCCAGGCUUGUAGUUAGCCCUCAUUUUUUUUGCUUCAAUCUUCAUCUGGCUAUUACAACAAAUGCCAGAGAGCCAUUAAAACAGCACUUAUUUUCUUAUCAUGGGGCAACACUUGAUUGCUGUGCAGGUUGUGAAGCAUAUGGAGGUAACUGAUAAUCUUGACUAAAACCAGAACAAAUAUAUGUCCUAAUCUGACUAAACUGUAAGUGGUUGAUACAUAAUUAACUUUUCAGUAUUAAUUGAGGGCUCUGGCAAUCAGUAUACCUGUUAAACUUCCUAAAAUGUUCUGUUAUGGAAUGCACUUUUAAAAUAAGCUGUAAAGUAAAUAUUAAAAAGUGUAGGUUGCUCAAUAACUGGAUGUUGGUGUACAGCAAAUAGGUUUUUUUAAAAUCCUUUUUGAAUUGCCUUCAUCUUUUAUCUAAAUGAAUGAUACGGCUGUGCAGGUAUCCUUUAAUUCCUUCACAGGUAAUGAGCGUCUUAUUUUCAACUGGGCACGAACAAAAGCACCAUACACUUUAUACACACAAACACACAAAUCAGCAUGUAAAUUUAGCCAGGUAAGGAAAGCAACUAUUCAUUGAUUAGACACAUUCAUUGAUUAGACACAUGGGUACAUAUUAAAGGAGAGAUUAGACUGUACAGUGCAGUUUAUUCAUCUUUUCGUACACAAGAUGGCGCCAAAGUCAUACAAAUAUGAUGGAGGAUUUCAUUACAGUGGGGACUGCUUUGAGCACAUAAACUGUUCAAAUGCUGUUCAAAUAAAUUAAACUUCAAUGCAAACAGUUUAUGAAACAUUAAAUUAGAUGUUGAUUUUGCA
Notolabrus celidotus (New Zealand spotty) is the source of this 2825-nucleotide messenger RNA. RefSeq names its product nuclear factor 7, ovary. Gene Ontology annotation, biological process: protein ubiquitination. The coding region runs from base 211 to 1611 and encodes 466 amino acids. NCBI's taxonomy places the organism in Eukaryota, Metazoa, Chordata, Actinopteri, Labriformes, Labridae. Gene Ontology annotation, molecular function: zinc ion binding; protein binding; ubiquitin-protein transferase activity. The transcript is spliced from 6 exons. The record is from RefSeq and is a predicted model, not a curated record.